AUGAAGGACAAGGCCGCCGACUGGCUCGGUGACCACCCGGCCGCGCACCAUCUCCGCGGCAAGCGGUGGUUGGAAAUCUUGGGCUCUGUUCUUCUUUCUCUUGGUGUGCUUGGUCUGAUCGGUGUAUGGGCUGCGGCCACGGAGGGUUAUGAGAGCACAUCAGAGUUCUCACCAAACUUCAACCUCACCGAUAACGACCACUGGUACUCCGACUUCAUUCCGGGCCGCACUGGCCAGUUGUGUCAGCCUGCCUUCAUCAACACUGGUAGCCAGUUUUACACCACCAAUGGCAUCUUCCUGUGGGAGAUGGGCAAGGCGUUCAACGUGUCGGGUGUUGCUGCGAACGGCAACAAUGACACCAUGGUCAACUUCAACGGCACCCUCAAGCAGUACGCCGACAACAAACUCGACCACUGUGACGUUUCUGGCAUGGCCAUUGACAUGGACCUCAUGCAGGCCAGCAUCAGGGUGCAACUGUAUGCCACCUGCAUCGACCCCAAGUGGCCUGCUCUUCUCCACUCCCAGACCACCUUCUCGGUUGACCAGAGCCGUCUGCUCGACCCUUCAUUGUGGUUCAACGAGUACCUGGUCGCGAACAACUCCAACGGCAGCAGCAUCAGCAGCUCGCUGAACGACCUUGCCGAGGACCUUUGGAACCGCCAAAGGGCCGUCUACCUUCGUGGCUCCGAAGUGCUCCCUACCAUUCGCGGUCUCCGUCUUCUCAGUGACCGCAACUGUGCCAUGGAGACCGAGAACAAGACGACCUGUUACGAAUCUGCCGUGACCUACAACAACGAAAGUGUGGGUUUCUUCAUGACCCCCAACCUCACCAUCACCACGGUCACCAACGACACGGUCGACUGGAACAUUACCACCAACAACUUUAUUCAGGCCCUCUUUGCCGCCGCCCGCUACGACUUUGGUAUCAACAUGACCAACAACCUCUUCUCCAACGGCCAAGCCCGCUCGAGCGUCAUUCAGACUGUGGACAACGUUGACAACUCGACCACACUCAUGAACUCUCUCACUGGCGCCAUGGCCUUCCUCGACGCCCCCGUCUACCCCCAGUCCACGGUUAGCCGCAUUCAGACGAGCUACCUGUGCGUCGUCAUGAAGAUGAAGCCACCUGCGACGUUUGUCAUGUCGGUCCUCGGUUUCACGCUCGCCAUCUUUGGCGCCGCGUUUGCCGUGGCGGUCGCGGCGGUCAAGUUCCUCACGGGCAAGCACUUUGGCGUCCCGGUGGUCGACAGGACCAUUCACGCCGUCACCAGCCGCCUCAGCAGCUCGACCCAUCGCCGUGGUGCCAGCGGUGGCAGUGCCGUCGGCAACAAGGGCGCAAGCAGCGACGAGUAUUCACGCUCGGCCGCUGACAGCACGCCGGCGCCGUCGACGUACAUCGGCGGACACGCAAAGGAAGGUUCGGGCUCCGAGAUGCUGUACAGCACUCCUCUGAACGACAAGUCGCGUGCCCUCGGUGGAUCGGACACGGCAUCGAGCAUGACCCUCAAGGACCGUUUCUCGUCGUUUGGCUCGCUGUCCAAGUUUACCGACCGCGGCGCAAGCUCGGCCGCCAACUCGCCAGCUACGGGUCUCGCGAGCCUCCCCUUCGCCGACAAGUUUUCUGGCUUCAUUCCUUCUGACGCUGCCGCGGGUCUGGUAGCUGGUGGAGCAGCAGGCGGUCUUACUGCCGCUGCAGCUGGCCAUUUCGCCGGUGGUUCCGGUGAUGAGGAGAAGGCUCUUGCAGCUGGCGCUGGCGCUGGAGGCCUUACGGCCAACAUGACCUCUGAGCCCUGGGGCUUUGCCAAGGGCAUGAUGCCGGCCAGCAUGCAGAACAUGGUCCCGGCCAACAUUCAAGGCAUGGUCCCCGCAAACCUCCAAGGCAUGGUUCCCGCAAACCUUCAAGGCAUGGUCCCGGCCAACAUGCAGAACAUGGCCGCCAACGUCCAAGGCAUGGUUCCCGCCAACAUGCAGAACAUGGCCGCCAACGUUCAAGGCAUGGUUCCCGCCAAUGUCCAAGGCAUGGUCCCUGCUGGUGUCGCGGGUGGUCUCGCAGGUGCUGCCCCUGCCAACGUCCGCAACAUGGUCCCCACUCAGGCUUCCGAUGUGUUCGCCUCUGCUCAAAGUGCCACUGCCGCCGGCGGUGUUGCUGACCUCAGCGACCGCGCAGCAGCUAUCAGCGGUCUCCCGGCCCAGGCUCAGAACAUGGCGUCGAACGGUUGGGGCUCUGUUGGCACGACUGCUGCCGGUGUCGCUGCCGCAGGUGCUGCCGGCGUCGCUGGUUUCGCUGCUGCUUCGCAUUUCGGCAAGGACCAGCCUCAGACCACGCCUGCACCCGUCGCUUCGCCCGUCGCCAAUGCCAUGACCCAGCUGCCCGUCGAUCCCGCCACUGCUCAGACUGCUGCUGUCGAGACUGCUCCGUCUAACCAGCUCGGCGCUGCGCAGAACCUGGACCCCAUGCUAAACCGCAAGGCUUCCACCGGCUCGGGUCUGUCCCGCCGUGUAUCGCCUCCCCCUCCCAUCUCCAUUCCUGCCGCCCAGACCGCCGCCACCACCGAGGUCGCGGCCAACGGUACCACUUUUGCCACACCCGCUAGCCCCACUGCCUCUGGCCCGCCCGUUUUCUCUCCCAAGCAGCCCACUCGUGCCGCUGCAACUUCUGCCGGCCCGCCCCUGCUCUCUCCCAAGACCCCCACUGUGGCGAGCCCGACCGCGCCUGGUGCGCCGGUUUCCGCUCGCUCAGUUCCGGCCGUCGCGCAGAAUGAGGUUGCUGCUCAAGCCCCCGUUCAGGCUGUUCCGGCCCCCGUAUCGCAGGUUCCUGCGCAGGCCCCGGCGUUCGGCACCGCUGCUCUCGGUGCGGGUGUGGCUGGUGUUGCCGGUGUCGGAGCUGCCACUCUCGCUGCCAACUCGGACAACUCCUCCGUCCAGCCCAACGCUUCAAAGGCAGUCGCCGAGCCGGCUCACGCUGCCAUCGCUGAGCCCGCGGCCGCGAACGUUGCCUCUGGCCCGUUCAACGUCGCUGGCAUUGUCGACCCCGCAACCCAGGCUGUCUCCAACGCUACCACGAGCGCCAACACCUUCGUCGCCGGUAUCCCUCAGCAGGUUUCCGCUGCUGUCCCAGCCCAAUUCUCUUCCAACAUGCCCUCCAUGCCCACUUCCGUCUCCAGCAUCCCCACGCAGGCCAACACUCAGGUUUCCAGCAUCACUGGCCUCGUGAACGACAAGGUUGCCGCGGCACCCACGUUCAUCUCCAACCAGACCUCCAACAUCCCCACCCUCCCAUCUGCCUCUUCAUACACGGACACUCUCACUUCCACUUUCAACGACGCUUCCACCACCGCCUCCACCCAGCUCCAGGGCCACGCCUCCAACCUCACCGGCAUGCUCAAUGGCGCCACGGCGACAGCCCAGACCGCUGUCCAGACCGCAGAGGACAAGGUCAAGGCCUCGGCCUCUGGCUUCCUCGGCAACCUUUGA
Molecule: messenger RNA, 3474 nt
Organism: Apiotrichum porosum
Lineage: Eukaryota; Fungi; Basidiomycota; Tremellomycetes; Trichosporonales; Trichosporonaceae
Exons: 6
Coding region: 1-3474 (1157 amino acids)
Source: RefSeq, a predicted model, not a curated record